CCGGGGGCAUGUCGCACCAGCCGUCCAGCCUGUCUCUCAACGACGUGGGCGCCCUGGAGCAAGCCGAGCCGGCCGCGCUGGAAGACGCGCGCGCCUCCUCGGAGCCGCCCCCGGGGACGGCGGAGGCGGCGGCGGAGGAGGAGGAGGAGGAGGCGGGGGCGGUGAUCGUGGACGUGGAGGACGUGGAGGAGGAGACGGCGGCGCCCCUGCUGGUGGCGCGCGGGGCCCAAGGUCACACCCCGGUCUACUGCUACGCGCCCGACGAGGUCACACGGCUCAUCGACUCCAGCGGCAGCGAGAGCGACAAGGACAGCGCGAGGGCAGCGCGCACCGAGUCCAGCUUCAAGCUGCUGCAGGAGGGCAUGGACCUGCUGGGCCGGCUGAAGAUCCACGAGGACGCCUGCAGGCAAAUUGAAAGUAAGAUGGGAAAUAUAGAAGCGAAGAUUGACCACGUGACAAAGACACACGAGGAAGAAAUUGAGAGACUGAAGAGAGAAGAAGAGGAUAUGUUCUCACAAGAAGCAUCCACUGAUGAUCGCCUUGGUCAGCUAAGAGACCGGAUUCUGGACUUGGAGAUAAGGCAGCAGCGGCUUUUGAAAGAAGGAGCAACACUUCAGGAAUCCUUCGCCGAGCAGUCGGAGCAGCAGGCCGUGAUCGCGCGCAGCCUCGCGGACAACUUCAGGCUGCUGAGGGCGUGCAGCGGCGCGGAGGCCGGCCGACCAGCCGAGGUCCCCUGCAGCCUUGGAGACGCCGUCGCAGCCGUCCAAGACCUCGCCUCCGGCCUGCUCGCGCUGGCGGAGCGACUGGAAGCCUCGCUGGCCCGGAGGAGCAGGGACAGUCGCUCGCCGAGGCUCGGACGCGACGGGCAGUCGAGGCCGCCGGCCCCGAGGUUCCGCACUGGCCACCAGCGGUAUUCCGAAGAAGGAACGUCGCUCUCCGCGGGAUCCCUACACAGCGAGGAUGGAGAGAGUGGUUCGCUGGUGGCCAGGCAGACCUCCGAGGACAUAGCUCACUUGCCGGCGCAGCUCGCGGUCAAAGUGCUCGAGCUGAAACAAGCGCUCAACCGAAUGUGCGCGCAAUCAGAAGCAAGUGCUGAAGACCAGACCGGUGAAGAUAACGCCGCAGCAAGGCCCUCCGAGGAGGCGUCCACCGCGACGUUCGUCGUGGAGGUCGGCAAGAAGAGGAGCGUCCCGCAGGCGGCCGUGCACGUCGACUCGGAGGGCAACAUGUCGCCGGUGAGCGUCACCAUCACGCCUGCCUUCUGGAAGAGGAGGCCGGAGGACGCCGGCGCCGACAGGAACGACGCCACGAGCUCGACAGCACGCGGCGACCCCAGCCCCGACCCGACGACGGGUUGCGCCGACGCCGCGGGCACAGAUCGUCCGGACGCGGCGACCAAAACAUCCCGGGCGAAGAGUGGUGGAACAGACGAUGCGCCAUCCGAGUGUAGAUCCAGCGACGACUCAAACAUAAAUCCCGAGGUGGAAAAUAAUGCAACUGUUGGUGAGACAUCGGCAGCAGCACCAGAAAACCAAAAUAAAAACGAGAAGGGCGCAUUUUCAAAAGAGUCCAGCAACCGGCUCAGCAGGCAGAAAAAACUGCUGAAGACCAGACGAGUGUCGGAUGUCCGCGUGGGAUGUGACGGACAGAGCGAAGGGAAAGCCAAGAUAAUAAGAAGACAAAAAGAGUGCGACGAAAGGUGCGAAAGAGAUUCCUUGGAUGGAAGUGCUCACAGGAAGGACGAUGAGAGGCAGCCAGAGCCAAGAACUUCGCUGCAAGACGUAACUAGAAUCACGCCAGAACUCACAUUCGAAGAAUACAAUUUUUCACGGCAUGGCUGGCCGUCAUCUUCGGAAGGGCCGAUUGUCAACUCAAGGACAACAUUUUUAGUGAACGACAGUAGAGGUAAAACCACAUCCAGCUCACCGGUAAACGUUUUCGUGCCGACCACGCGGAAGAUAUUCUCACCGAUCCGACGAGACAGCAAAGGAAAAACAUCAACCGUCAUCAGCUACGUUGUCGCCGAGAGCAGCACGGAACGUCCCUCGAACCUCCCAAAAGAACCGGAAUCAAAAGAAGAAGGCGACAAAGAGGAAAAUAAACUAUGCAAUGGGAUAGCUGCAACCCCUGCUGCGCGCAUUCUUCGGGAGAACAGGUCGCACUCGUCGUCGCCGUGCUUGAAAAGAAAGCAGCUGUGCAAACAGGAGCAGACCUGCAGGUCGAAGGAAGAGCUACGCGAAAGCCCCGGCGCGGACCGCGAGUCGCGGCCGCUCGCGAACGGAGCGGCAAGUGAGAGCGAGCUCGACUCCUCAGACAACAGCACUCGGAAGACGGGGGAAGAGAGGCUCUCGCCGUCGAAGGCCUUCCCGCCGCUGUCCCCCGGCCCGGCGAAGCGCGAGUUGAACAGGUCCGUGUCGAAGGAGACGGCGCCCAGCAUCCGGCUGAUGAUCGCGCGGUACAACCAGAAGCUGACGGAGCAGGAGGGCGCGGGGGGGAGGUCCCCGGAUGUGAGCCACAGCGGCUCCGGCUCGCCCGUGGCGUGGAGGUCUCCGGCCACGGAGCGCCGGGUGCGCCUGCAGACGGAGAAGUACCAGGAGGAGGUGCGCAAGGUCCUGCAGGCGGAGGUGCAGAAGUCGGCCAGCGCCGGGGUCAUCAGGUCGCCGGAGAGGAGAGAGGAGCACGCCAGACACCCGGUGGGCCGCGACGCGAGCUCGAGGAAGCCCCCCACGGCCGUGGUGCAGCCGCGCGGGAUACUGAAGUCGUCUAGCGCAGGGGCCAUCAAGCCGGCGUGCCAAGGGCAGCCCCUGGGGCCCGGGGUGCUGCCCCCGCCGGAGCAGUUCAAGGACGGCUCCCCCGGGCCGUCGAGCCCGUCCUCGCCGGAGCUGGAGGAGCCCUUGCGGCUGCGGCAGCUGCGGCUGCAGCGCGCCAAGGAGGAGUUCCUGUCGCGGGGCCCGGGCGGCCGCAGCUGGGCCAGCGAGGGCGGCGGCUGCCGGCUCAGCCACGUCAGCGUGGGCAGCGAGUCCAGCUUCGACGAGGGCCCCGAGGCGCCGGCGGCGGCGGAGGCGGACCCGCUGCUCGUCAAGUCGGCGAGCGCGGGCAUGAUCAGCGUGGAGCCGGGCGCCUUCCGCCGGCUGUCGGCCGAGGGCGAGGAGGCGGCGGCGGCGGCGGCGGCGGCGGCGGGCGCGCGCUCGCGCUUCGGCCUCGCCGGCAUCGCGUCGCGCUUCCGCAAGGUGAAGAUGCGGCGGGCGAAGGGGAGGGACGCGCCGGGCAAGCUCAACACGGUGUCCAUGCUGUGCCGGCAGUCGCUCCUGGUCGACCUGCACCAGGCGCCGCCGCCGCCGCCGCCGUCCAGCAAGAGCUGCCCGUCGUCGCCCGUGCUGCGGAGGUCGGGGCCCCCGGCCGGCGACGAGGCGGCCAAGGCCACCGGCAGCUGGCUGCGGCGGCCCGCCAAGAUAUUCAAGCCCAAGCAGCAGUGAACCACGCCCUGUUCCGGAGUCUGCACUGCCACAGCGACACUGUACCUCGGUGCCCUCCGCUUUAAGCAUCAUACGAACAAAAUAACAUUUUCUUCUGUUACAAUAUUUUUUUGCAAAUAUUUAUAAAGUGUUUUACUUCAAUGUGUCCUUUUAGAAGUAACAUUAGUUAAAUAUUAAAGCCUUAUUUAAAUAAGUACAUCUACUUAAUUUCUGCUUAUUUUAUUAACUUUGAUUUCUCUAGAGCCCUUAUUUUAUUUAAUGUAAGAACAUUUUCUUUCGUAAAUUUAUGAUAGGCCCAAUCAAAGGGUCAAAUUAUUCAGUUUGGUUGUGUUUGUAAUACCACGCGUGGGAGAGUGUAGCAAUAACUCUGUUCUUUGUUUUUUUUUAUACUGAUUGUGCUCUAAAUAGUGAGUUUCAUUUAAGUGGUGUGUCAUGCUUUUAUUUACAUUUUAUGUGUAAACUACUCGUCCUGCAAAGUAGCAUUUAUUUGCCAAGAGAGUCUUUCAUUUGUAGUGUUAUAGAUUUUUAUAAUAUAAUGUAGCUUGAAAACUGUUAAAUGUUUCCCGAAGAAAGUCCUAAAUUAAA
Messenger RNA from Bacillus rossius redtenbacheri, 4061 nucleotides. RefSeq lists its product as uncharacterized. Lineage: Eukaryota; Metazoa; Arthropoda; Insecta; Phasmatodea; Bacillidae. The transcript has 10 exons. The coding region runs from base 9 to 3476 and encodes 1155 amino acids. The record is from RefSeq and is a predicted model, not a curated record.